Molecule: messenger RNA, 1087 nt
Organism: Solanum verrucosum
Lineage: Eukaryota; Viridiplantae; Streptophyta; Magnoliopsida; Solanales; Solanaceae
Exons: 8
Coding region: 21-980 (319 amino acids)
Source: RefSeq, a predicted model, not a curated record
CUAGUUCUACCGUCACAACAAUGGAGUCCAAAGUCCUCCCAAUUACUCCGGCGCCGUUUCCGGCUUCCUCCGAUGAAGCCACGGACUGGAAUAUUCAAAGUCCGGCUGCAAAAUCGCCGGCUCCACCAACAACGCCAUCGACGCCGUCAUCCUUUCAAGAUAUACGGCGAUGGAGACCGGCGGCGCAGCGAAACCUGAGAAACCAGUGGUCGAAGUUGUCUUCUCUUCGAACGCAAUGGCUUUCUUUAUCCUCCACUGCUCGAUCACACGCCACUUAUGUUGUAAAUUCUUAUCUCUCCCAAAGGUAUAUGGAUGCAAUGGAGUUAGGUGUGUUGACAGAGAUGCCUGAUAUACGUAAAAAAGCAUGUAGGAAAUUGUUCAAGCAGCAGGAGACUAAUAGGAGUAAGCUCUUGUCAUCUUACAAAGAUAUGGUGGCCGUUGUAACUCAGAUGGUCAAUGUUUCUAAAUCUAUGAGGUGUUAUCUCAAAGGAACAAGUGGCACCCCACUUACUGAGUUUUCUUGCUUCCCUGGAAAUCAGAAUGACACUGGUGAUUGUGAUGGGAUUCCUGUUUUCACCUUUUGGUCAAUCUUUGAUUUCGAGACACUGGCCAAGGAGCUGGUCCAGAUGUUUGUGUCAGAAACAAAUCUAAAGCGGUUGCUAGUGAUGGAAAUAUGCUCUAUUGGUUCCGAGAAUUUUUCACAAGUUGACGGGCUGAAAUGGAGUGAUCAUUUCUAUGUCGGAGAGUUUGAUGAUCUACGCAUAUGUGAUUCAAACUCAAACAAGGUUCUUAAGCAACUCGUGCCCAAAGAAGAGAGCUGCAAUUCUCAGUCUACCACCAUGCAAUCAAGUAGUCAACUAGAGAGGAACGUUCUCCAGGUUUACUUAACAACCUGGCUCGCAGAAGUCAAUGUCGAUAGAUUCAGGAUAGGUGAAUUACUUGCUAUGGUUGGUGAGGAGAUGCAUGUUACCAUAUCAUGAAGCCUCAACUACACAGAUAGGUAAACAAUGGUGAACAAACACUUAACAUUCUCUGUUGUUGCACAACUCCAAGAUUGAAACUUGAAGAGGCAUUGGACUUUGACAUU